Messenger RNA from Girardinichthys multiradiatus, 27223 nucleotides. It is a transcript of the gene syne1b, whose product is annotated as spectrin repeat containing, nuclear envelope 1b. Lineage: Eukaryota; Metazoa; Chordata; Actinopteri; Cyprinodontiformes; Goodeidae. The record is from RefSeq and is a predicted model, not a curated record. The transcript is spliced from 145 exons. The coding region runs from base 197 to 26563 and encodes 8788 amino acids. Gene Ontology annotation, molecular function: protein binding. Gene Ontology annotation, cellular component: membrane.
CAUGGAAGAAGUGCUUCUAUUGGAUAGUAAACCUGCUUGUACCUGCAUGAAACCUCAGAUUCAAUUGGAUCUGCUCCUGCAGUGAAAUUAGAAAGAGAGACAGUCAGAGAGAGGGUGGGGCAGAGGGGCUGUCCCACUUGGGACAGCUGUAAGGCAUCUCUUGCUCUCAGCAUCAGUGAACCACCUUGUGAUACAAAUGCAACGAGUCGACAUGGCGUCUCCAAGGCACUAUGGGCGAUCUUCUGUGGACAUAGCCAAUGUGAUGCAGAAACUGCAGGAUGAGCAAGAAGCGGUGCAGAAGAGAACCUUCACAAAAUGGAUCAAUUCUCAUUUAGCAAAGCAUAAGCCACCUCUAGAGGUAAACGACCUUUUUGAGGACAUCAAAGAUGGUGUGAAGCUCUUGGCGCUGUUGGAAGUCUUGUCCGGCCAAAGACUGCCCUGUGAGCAAGGCCGCCAGCUGAAAAGGAUACACUGGGUUUCCAACAUUGGCACUGCACUCAAAUUCCUUGAAGGCAGAAAGAUCAAACUUGUCAACAUUCAUGCCACUGACAUCGCAGAUGGACGACCAUCAAUUGUUCUUGGGUUGAUAUGGACCAUCAUCCUCUACUUUCAGAUUGAAGAGUUAACCAGCAACCUGCCAGCUCUACAGGCAUUAUCCAACAGCAACUCGUCUGUGGACAGUACAGCCAGCUGUGAAACAGGAAGCCCUCCCAUGAAGAGGAAAGUCGUUAAAUUUCAGGGCAAUGCUAAGAAGGCUUUGCUCAGAUGGGUGCAGUGCACAGCUGCCCAGCAUUUUGGAAUUGAGGUGAAGGACUUUGGGCCCAGCUGGCGUGAUGGCAUUGCAUUCCAAGCAGUAGUUCAUGCAAUCAGGCCCGACCUGGUGGAUAUGGAAGUGGUGCGGCGGAGAAACAACAGGGAGAAUUUAGAGGAGGCUUUUUCACUUGCAGAAAAUGAGCUGGGCAUUCCUCGCCUGCUGGAUCCAGAAGAUGUGGAUGUUGACAAGCCAGAUGAAAAAUCCAUCAUGACUUAUGUGGCUCAGUUUCUCAAGCACUACCCAAACCCCCAACACUCUGAGGGUGAUGGACAGCAGGAUGAGUUUGUUCCCCAAGAUAUAGAGCAAAUGCUCGAGAGGGAAGAGAGGAAGAUGCUCAGAGAGCUGAAGGUGUUUUUGGAUCAGUUAGAGAGAGAUUUGCUGCGUGCCCAGGCCACAGAAGGAAGCCUCACUGACAAGUACCAGGCAUUCAAAAACUUUCAUGUACAGUAUGAAAUGAAGAAAAAGCAGACAGAUCAGCUGCUCCAGCCUGUUCAAAAGGAGGGCAAACUAUCAGUGGAUCAAGCUCUGGUCAAACAGGCCUGGGACCGUGUGUCUGCCCGGCUGUUGGACUGGCACAUCCAUCUGGAUAAGUCUCUGCCUGGACCUCUGGGAGUUAUUGGAGCCUGGCUUCACAGAGCAGAGAUGGCUCUGAGAGAAGACAUUCCUCCCCAACAUGUUCACGAAGAAACUGCCAAUGUUCUGCACAGAAAACUGGAGCAGCACAAGGAAGUAUUGAAAAGCUUGGAAUCACACAGACAGACUUUCAUGCAGAUCCACAGAGACAGAUCAGUCAAUGGCGUACCGGUGCCACCCGAGCAGCUCCAAGACAUGGCAGAACGGUUCAACUUUGUGUCAACCUCAUCGCACUCUCACUUGAUUAAGCUGGAAUUCUGGGAAAUGAAGUAUCGAUUGAUGGCAUUUCUUGUUUUGGCUGAGGCAAAGCUCAAGUCCUGGAUUAUGAAAUAUGGCCGACGGGAGUCAGUUGAACUCCUGUUACAGAGCUACCUCACCUUUGUUGAAGGCCACAGAUUUUUUGAGCAGUAUGAGAUCACCUUCACAGCCCUGAAGCAAGCUGCCGAGGUUUAUGUGAAGUCUGACAGUUCAAUUGAUGAAGCAGAGGGUGUGAGCAAAUUCCUGACUGAAACAACAGCUCAGUGGAAGAACCUGGCCCUGGAGGUCCGAAGUGUUCGCAGCAUGCUUGAAGAGGUGAUCUGUAACUGGGAGAAAUAUAGCAGCACUGUGGCAUCACUGCAAGCCUGGCUGGAGGAUGCUGAGCAAAUGCUGAACAAAUCAGAGAGUGCCAAGCGUGAUUUCUUCAGAAACAUUUCUCACUGGAUCCAGCAGCACAUGGACAUGAACGAUGCUGGGAAUUUUCUUAUUGAAACAUGUGAUGAAACCGUCUCUCGAGAUCUAAAGCAGCAGCUUCUGCUGCUGAACGGGAGAUGGAGAGAGCUGUUUGUCAAAGUCAAACAUUACGCAAGAGCAGAUGAGGUGGAUAAGUUGAGGCAAGACUAUCAAGAUGGAAUUAAUACCUUAAAGAUGUUUAUGGAUGCAACAAAUGAGAAGAUGACUGCUCCUGUUCAAGUGUCUUUCCUCAACGUCAGAGCCUUUGUUCAAGAUGUUGAGGAAAUCAAGCACAAGGUGCCAGCAAUGGAAGCAGCCUCCAAGGCUGCAAGCCGCACAGCUCAGCUGUUGACCAAAGACACUCCACAAGAAGAGAUUUCUCAAAUGAUGGCUGUGAUGGCUUCUAUCAAAGAGCAGCUCAGUAAGGUUAGGGAGAGAUGUCUCCCUCUGCUUAGGGAGUCUCAGUCUCUCUUACUUCCACUGGAAGAAAUGGAAAGGAACAUCACAGGCUUCUACCAAGCUCUGGAAAAGGCUAGUUGUAUCACCAGCACCACAGACUCUGAGAGACCAGUAGAUUUUAAACAGAAAUGCCAGGAGCUGGCAACCUACACACACAGCUGUAAGAAGUGCCUGACAGUAAUAGAAAGAAACCACCAAGCCAUCCAAAAAAUAAUGAGCACCAGUAAAACGCUGCAGCACAUGGACAUGAGUCUACUGCAGAAACGGGUGGCAGACCUGCAGACUUCGUCACAGAACAUGAUUAAGGAAUCUACAGAGUGGCGAAAGCAUGUGGAGGCAAACAGCAGCCUCAUGAAGAGGUUUGAUGAGUCACGAGUCGAGCUAGAGAAGGUUCUCAAAAUGGCACAGAACUGUCUUACAGAGAGAGGCAACCCAGAGGAACUGCUGAAGAAACACACGGAAUUCUUUGGACAGCUCGACCAGCGGAUUUUGAAUGCAUUCCUCAAGGCUUGUGAUGAGCUGACAGAUAUUUUGCCUGAGCAGGAGCAGCAGUCGCUGCAGGAAACAGUUCGAAAGCUGCACAAACACUGGAAGGAUAUACAGACAGACAUCCCCUUUCAUCUCCUGCACCUGAAGGUGGAGGGUGAGAGGAGCAAGCUGAUGAUGUCGUUGCAGGGCUGCCAGGCAGAACUGACCAGGGAAAAUCGGCACCUGGCUAACAUGGGGAGCGAGAGGCUCAUCAAGGAGCACAGGGCUUUCUUUAGGGAAAAGGGCCCUCAGUCCAUAUGUGAGAAAAGGCUACAGUUGAUGGAAGAACUCUGUCAAAAGCUACCUGAGGCUGACCCAGCUCACCAGAUUGUGGAAACGGCAAAAAGGGACUUCGCUGAGGUUCAGGAGGAAAUUGAGAACACUCAUCAGAAGCUCAUGCAGCACCAAGAUAAAUGGAAGGAGUAUGAUGCAAGGUACGCUGAACUCUCAUGCUGGCUUAUAUCUAAAGAAAGCCAACUGAGGCUGCUGAGAAACCGAGCCAGCGACCCCAGAAAAUAUAAUCAAGUGAAAGCUACCAUCACGGAGCUGAGAAAUGAUGCAGAGCUACAGGAGGGGAAUCUUGCUUGGCUGAAAGCCCGUAUGGCUGUAUUGAUUGAAAUCUGUGCGGAGAGCGAUGCCCAAAGGCAGGGAAGCACUCUAAGCAAACUCUCUGCUGAUUUUAAGGGUCUUCUUGCCUCUCUCUUUGAGGCUGAGAAGAUGGUGCUUGCAGUGGGGGACUGUGUGCAGUUCAGAGAGGAUGUACAGACUACUUUGGACGACCUGGUUCAGGGGCAGAAAGAAGCGCAGGCCGAGGCUACCAAAAUACUGGAUUGUUCUACUUCCAGAGAAGCCCAACAACUGCUGCUUGUUCAUCAGCAACAGCUAAAGCGCCUGAAGCUGAAAAGGAAGGAUGUCCAGCAGCUGAUCACCAGAGGCCAGCAGCUACAGUCUGAAGAGGGGCUGGGUGAGACUCUGCAGCAGGACCUGCAGAGUUUAGAAAACACUUUGAGCAAAAUGGAACAAAGUAUGGAUUCACAGGAGCAAAACCUUGAGGUUACUCUGGCCGCCUGGCAGGAGUUUGACAGUCAGCGGGAAGCAGUGCUUGAGUUUGUCAACAAAGCCCGCUCCACAAUAGAGAGAGAUCUUAACUUCAGCAGUCCAGAGAGCCUUGAUGUUGAACUGGACCAGGCUAACGUGAUGCUGAAGCAGUGUGAAGCAGAAGUCUUACACAUGAACACCUUGCUGAAAAGAGCAACAGAAAUCCAGCUUGGUGCAAAAAACAAAUCAUUGCUUCAACAACAAGCUUGCUCACUCAUUGAACAGGUGGACAAAGUAGAGACUGGCCUGAAGAAAGAGGUCAAAAAUCUGGAAGAGAUGAAAAAUCAGUGGGAUCGAUUUGGAACCGGAUUUGAAUCAUUUUCUUCAUGGAUAUCCGAAAAGGAGAAACAGCUAGAUGUUAUAAAAUCAUCUAAUUUGCCUCUUGAGGAGCAGAUCAAAGCACUUAAGGGUGUUGGAACAGAACUUCAAGAUCGAGCUGCGUUUUUUUCCCAGCUGGAGUCAGACUCCCAGGCACUGGCCCAGUUUGUUUCUUCGGGCGAGGCAGCUCGCAUUAAGGCCCGUCUGACCCAAAUUGGCAGGUACUGGGACGAGCUGAAGGAGAGUGUUCAGCAUCUUGAUGGGCAGCUAGAGGAAAGCUCUUCUCACCAGCAAAAGUUCAAACUGAACUUGAAUGAGGUACAAGCAUCUCUUUGUGAACUUCAUGCAAAGCUGGAGAAUCCAAUUAAAUCCUGCACAUCAUCAUCUGAGACUUACAAAGCCCUUCAGAACCACAUGGAUGUCUGUCAGUGUCUGGAGCAGCUAAAGGGCAACUUGCUGUCGCUGUCAGCAAGUGCCAGACGAAUCAGUGACAAGGAGCAUGCAGUGAGGGCUGUGACUGAGCUAAACACCAGCUAUGAGCAGGACCUGGAGGAGGCAAAGGACAAGCAGAGCACUUUGGAAAAUCUUCUUUCUAUGUGGCAAAAGUUUGAGAAGCAGCUGUCAAACUUUGUAUCCUGCCUGGAGAGAAGUGAAACUGCAUCCAAACCAGAAAGUCAGUGUCUAUCUGCUGACAAAGCCAGAAUACGCACUGAGAUGCAGGAUUUGCAAGCUCUGCAACUGGAGGUACAGUCCCUGAAGAAGGCUCAUGAUGUCUUGGCAUCUCUGGGAACAAUGUUAUAUCCAACAGCGCCGAAGGAAAACACUAUAAAGCUAAAAGAUGAGCUUAAGACUUUGCAGCAAAGGCUGCUUGUCCAACAGGAUGUCAUCCCUCAAAGGAUUACAGAGCUGCAGAGCCACAUUUCCUUGGUGGAGCAGUUUGACCAGGUUCUUCUUAAAUUCUCUGAGUGGAGUGAGACCACACUCUCUAAUAUGCAUACAGCUUCUCAGAUCAACAUUGCCAACCUACAGGGCUCUGUCACUCAAGUAAAGGAGACAAGGUUGGCCCUACAAAAGCAGUCCAGUGUGAAACAAAGCUUAGAGGAGCAGGCUGAGAAGCUCUGCAAGAUCUGUGAGCCUGCUGAUGCGCAGAUCCUCCAUAACAGAGUAGAAAGCUGUCUCCAGUCUUACCAUGAGGCUCAGCAUUUAGCUGAGCUGCAGUUAGAGUCCUUGGAAAAACUGCAGGCUUUCUUGCAGACCCACAGCGCGGUGGCAGGAGUGUUACAGGGUCUUAGACAGACUGUGGAGAGCGCUGGGAGCUGGGACCGUGGAAGGGUAGAGGAGCUGCAACAAGAACUUGGCACUUUUAUUCCUGAUAUUAAUGAGUUGGAGACUUCAGCUGUCAAUCUGGACAGCAGUCUUUGUAAAGGUCACCUCCACAUUGGUGUUGAAGAGGGUUCUCGUAAGUCAUGCCGCAUGCUGGCUGAUUCACUCAGUGCUGAGUUAGACACAGUAAGGAACUUGCUUGGUACGAAGCAAAGCGAAGCCGAGGCCCUGGGUGUUCUGUGGACGUCAUUUCGACAGCGAAAAGAGCAGCUGCUCAAGGCUGUGGAGGACAUUGAGGAAAAAGCUGACCACCAGACCUUCAAAGAUCCCAGCUUGCAUGGUCUGCAGCAACGACUCCGGUACUUUAACCAGUUAGAGGAUGAGCUGCAGUCACACCAGCAUGAAGAGCAGUGGCUUAGGGACAAGGGCAACCAGCUGGCCCAGAGAGACGCAGAGCUGGCUGGAGAGGUUUUGAGGGAAAUUAGUCUGCUGGAGACAACAUGGGAGGACACAAAGAAGCUCAUAACGGAGAGACAAGAACAAUGUAUUGUCCUUGCUGAGCUUACACGAGAAUACCAAACCCUGAAAACCACCAUCAGUGGCAUUAUUGAGAGUGCUGAACCUCUGCUGGACAUAAGCUCUGUUCUGAAGGAUUAUGAGGAAGCCAAGAGAUCACUAACCAAGCAUGAAUCACUAAAGACAGAGAUAGGCGGCAAGCAACAGGAGCUGGAUCAGUUUUCAGGCAAAGGAAAACAGCUCGUGAUUGAACUGAAGAAGAUCCCAGAGUGUGACAGUGAAAUGAUAAAGAAAGAUAUGGAGAAAACUGUUGAUCACUGGCUGGAUAUGUCUGAGAAAAUAGAUGACAACAUUGAUCGCCUCCAUCAUAGUUUGGAACUGUGGGGCGACGUGCGCAACCUAAGUCAGGACAUUGAGGGUUGGACAAGCAGUUGUGUGAUCGAACUGAAUGAAAUCCUUAACAAUUUCAGCAAUAGUCAGAAGGUGUCAGCAAGGCUCUCUGGGCUACAGGAAGAAAUUCGAGAGAAGGACCAGAAACUUGAUCUCCUCCAAAACAAAGUGUCCGAGCUGACUAAGAGCUGUCACAGUGAAGAAACUCCAGCUAAAUUGCAGGUGUUGGAGAAUGACCUACGGAAGAAGAUCAGCACUGUUCAGAUGCUACAUGAGCAAGUCCGAGGAAACCUCAGUGACUUCAGUUCUCAACGUAAACAGCUGGAAGACUACAUCUCACAGAUGUCUGCGUGGCUGAAAAGCAUGGAAGACUCUUUGGUUUCCUCUCCAACAGGAUCAGAUCCUGAGGACAUCUGCAGAGUAAAGGACCUUCAGAAAGAGCUUCAAAAUCAACAGGGAAGUAUAGAUUCGACCAGGGAGAGCCUAAACAACCUGUGCAGAAAAUAUCCCUCUGAGGAGCUGGCCAGCUUAGGAUCGUCUCUUACCGACCUCAUCAAGACUUAUGAGUCUGUGAACCAGCUUUCUGCGAGGACACUGAGCUCAUUACAAAACUGUCUUCAGCAACAGUUCAAUGACCUUGUCCAGGAGUUCCAUCACUGGCUUUCAGAGCAAAGGGAGAUUGUGAAAGAAUGCUCUGAUCGAUCCGGAGACACUCAAAUAGUGGAACGUAAACUGCAAAAACUCAAGGGCGCGAUGGAUCGCGUGGAGGAAGGUGAGAUACGACUAAAGCAGGUCUGUGAGGAAGGAGAGAAACUUCUUCUUCAUCUUCCCAAAGCCAGUGCUGGGCAAGUCCAGCAACACCUUUCAUCCAUCCAGCAGGACUGGGACAGCUUUGUGGAGCAGUGUAAACAGAACCAGCAGAUCCUUGAGGACAGUGCGUCCCUCAUGAAAGGGUUUGAGGGUCGCCUCAAGAAGCUCAGGUGGUGGUUGGAACACAUGGAAAACAGAAUGACUACAGAUCUACUUGAAGCGAAACAGCAUGGUUCUGAAAGAGCUUUGAUUGAACAAGUGGAGGAAUACCAGCAAGAAGUUCUCAAAGAAAGGGAUUCGUUUGAGCGUCUCUGUCAGGAAGGGCAAGCUCUGAACGAAGGCGGACGAGGGGACGGCAGCGAGACAAGAGUCUCAGCUCAUCUGCAGUCCCAGCACCAGGCCUUGUUGAGGUGUGUGAGGGAGAGGCUUCGCAGUUGCCAACUCACUUUACAAGAACAGCAAGCCUUUGAAGAGUCUCUGCACACUACCUGGGUCUGGCUUAAUGGGGUGCAGGAGCGUCUGACUUCACUUAAUAGCACUGUUGGCAAUAAAGAAACUCUAGAAAAAAGACAAGUACUCAUACAGGAUAUCCUGCUAAUGAAGGGUGAGGGUGAAGUGAAACUCAACAUGACCGUAGGAAAAGCAGAACAGGUUUUAAAACACAGUAGGAUUGAGGAGCAGGAAACAAUAUCUUCGCAGCUCCAGAACCUAAAGGAUGCAUGGGCCAAUAUGCUAAUGACUGCAAUAAGCUGCCACAGUCGCCUGGAGUGGACCGUUGCCCAGUGGACCACCUUUCAGGAAAAUAAGAGCCAACUGCAGCAGUGGAUGGAGUUUGUUGAGCAGGAGGUUGGGAUGACUCAGCCUCAGCAACCAGGCCUCAAAGAGAAGUGUGCCUUACUUGAACGAUUACGGGCCAUUCAAGCUGAUGUGGACACUCAUGCGGCAGCUUUGUCACACCUAAGUGAGAAAGCAGUGGAGAUGAAUGAAAAAACUGGUGACCAAACAUUUGGACCAGAGUCAAGGGCAGAGUUCCAUGCACACUUUGCUGAUAUAUCAGCUGUCAUCAAGGGCAAAGUGCAGUCCAUGCAAAAAAUCGUGUCUGAGCAUGAGCAGUACCUCGAUGCUGUAAGAGACUUCAACGACUGGCUGAUUUCAGCAAAAGAGGAACUUCAGCGCUGGUCUGACCUGUCAGGAGACUCAGUCAGCGUUAAAAGAAAGCUUUCCAAAAUACAGGAGCUCCUUGACUCUAAGCAGCGAGGCAGAGAGAGGCUGAACCGUGUUCAGAGAUAUGGGGCAGUGGCAAGAGAUUACACAGGUUCAGGAGGAUACGAGGCGAUGGAGCGAGAGGAAGCAGCACUCUUGUCAUCAUGGGAACAGUGGGAGCGUGCAGCUCUUCAGACACGUGCCAGUCUGGAGACGGUACUCUCACAGAUAUCCAGCUCUGAGCAGGAGUUCAGUAGUCUGUCAGCACAGCUGGAGCAGGAUCUACAGGAUUUCAGCCGUCAGCUGCAGGGUUGCCGACUUCGACUGGGCCAGGCAGAGAAGAAAAAUGAAGGAGAGGAAGCUGUUAAAGGCUGGCAAAUGGCAAAGGAGACUUUGGAUGAACUCAUCAAAGCUGAGGCUAUGUCUGAUCGUCUGAAGACUCAGCUCAAUGAUCUGUGCCGAUUCUCCAGAGAAAUGGCCACUCUGUCUGAAAGAGUGUCUGCACUUAUUAAGGACUAUAAUAGUUUGAGUCUUCAAGCCACCAGAGAGUGUCAGAGCAAAGAGAAAGUCCUGGAUCAAGGCUUCCGCUCAGCUUUCAGAGAAUUUCAACAAUGGUUGGUGAAUGCCAAGAUCAACACAGCCAAAUGCUUCGAUGCACCUCAAAAUCUCACUGAAGCCGCGUCUAGUUUCCAGAAGAUUCAGGAGUUUCUCAAUGACAAAGAGCAAGGUCAGUCAAAGCUGAAUGCCGUGAUUGUAAAUGGAGAGCUUGUCUGUAGCAUCGCAGCUAAAGACAAAACAGACGCAAUUCGGGGUAAAAUGAACAGUGCCAGAGAAGACUGGAAGAACAUCAUGUCCACUCUGCACAACAGAGAGACAGGCUUACAAAACCUCAUAUUACAGAUGAAGGAAUUUGAGGCAAGUGCAGAUCCUCUUCAGGAAUGCUUGAAUGCCACAGAGCUGGCUGUGCAGGAGAGUAGCACACGACUUCAUGAUCUCAUAGCAAAGAAGCUGGAGCUUCAUAAGCUACAGUCUGUGCUUGAAGACUUAGCUUCUCACGAAGUUCAGCUGAACAAGCUGAAAGAGAAGGCCCAGCUGUUGUGGGAUGAACACUCGGCCGGAAAGGGCUUUGUGCACCGUGUCUCGCAGCUCUCUUCUCAGUGCCUAGCUUUAACCAACCUUACUAAGGAAAAGGCAUCCCGCAUCGAUCGGAUCGUUACAGAGCACCAGCUCUUCUCCCGAGGGUUAGAUGAGCUGCAGAACUGGGUGGCUGACACCAGCCACAUGCUGCAGACUUACAGCGCUCCAACGGCUGACAAAAGUGUUCUUGAUAGCAGAAUGAUCAAGCUGGAGGCCUUGCUGACUGCUCGCCAGGAGAAGGAGAUCCAGCUGAAGAUGUUGGUCACAAGAGGAGAGUCAGUGCAGAGAAACACCUCAGCUGAAGGAGUGCCACUAAUCCAAAAACAAAUACAGGAGCUAAAAGACUCCUGGGAUGCCCUGCUCUCUGCUGCGAUUCUUUGCAAAAGUCAGCUGGAAGGCUCGUUGUCCCAGUGGACGAGUUACCAAGAGGACGUCUGCCAGUUUCUGACUUGGAUUGAGCAUGUAGAGGAAAGUCUUGAUGUCACUGAUAAGCAGUGCCCAGAGAUGAGAGACAAAACUGCUAAUUUAAGCAAAGCAAAGUUGCUGUAUGAGGAAGUGCUCAGCCACAACACCCUGCUGGACACCAUUCAAGCAAAAAGUGCCAGAAUCACUGAAAACUAUGUCGCUCAACUGGAGCUCCAAGAACUUCAGGAGCGAUAUAAGACUGUCAAAGACAAUGCUAUGAGGGCAGUUGGCAAAGCUGAGGAACUGGUGAAAGCUCACCAAGAGUAUCAAUGGGACCUUUAUUCAUUUGAGGAGUGGCUGAAGCAAGAAGAGGAGAAGCUCAGCUGCUACACCCAGCUUGAGGGAGAUGUCGAUAUGCUGGAGGAUACCCUCCAAAAGCUGCAGGAACUGCAGCUGCACUGUACUGAAGGCCAGGCCUUGCUGAACACCUUGUUGCUGAGUCGUGAGCUGGUCGUCCCCUGGGGUCUACCUCAGAUAGAGGACCGAGCACUUGAGACUCUCCAGCAGGAGUGGAGGCUCUAUCAGGCUCAGCUGGCUGACACCCGCGCUCAGCUGAACAGCGCCCUGGCUAAACUUCGACAGAUGGAGCAGAAGUUUCAGCGUCUUGACAGUUGGCUGAAAGGCAUGGAAACCAAAGCUCAACUGCGUUCUAAUCGGCGGUCUGACCGCGCCACUAAAAGUGCUCAAUUACAGAUGGUGAAGAGCUGGCAGGAAGAGGUGGUUGUUUAUCAAGAGGAAAUGGAGGGCCUUACUCUUUUGGCUCAGCAGGUUCUGGAUGAAACCCACAUUAGCAGCCGGAUCAGUACCAGAGCCACCCAAAUCACAGCCCGCUACCAUGCACUGCUCCUGCAUUUAUUGGAGACAAUCAAACAGCUCCAAGAGGAGGUGUCUUCAAUUGAAGAAGCACAGUGUGUUUUCACCACCUUCUCAGGGUGGCUCAGCACAGCUCAGAAUAACUUCAGCACUGUAGCUAUUAGUGUUGAUGUAGUUGAUCGCUUUGCUUUAGAGAGAAAGAUGAAGAAACUUGAGGCUCUUCAGGGUGACAUGGAGCAGGGUCACACUUACCUGAAGGCAAUGAGGGAAAAGACAGAGCAGGCAAUGGCUUUCCUGGAAGAGCCUGAGGCAGAUCAGCUCAGGGAGGAGGUGGACAUUCAACUCUUUCAACUUGAGGAGUUAACAACUUCUCUACGCACCGAGCAUAGCUCCCUUGAGAAAUACAUCUCACUCUCCAAAGACUUCAUGGAUAAAUAUAAAGCCCAGGCCCAGUGGGUGAAGGAGACAAAGAACUUUUUAGCAUCAAGUUUGGAACCAAAAGCUGAACUCUACCAGAAAAAGGCUCAGUUGGCAAAAUAUAAGACUGUUCAACAGACUGUAGAAUCCCAUGAGCCAGCUGUGAAAUGUGUCAUUGAGAAAGGAGAGGCUCUACUCAAUUCGUUUAACGACCCCAUCAUCAGCGAGAACAUGAAGAAGUUACUGGUUGACUAUCAAGACCUUUGUUUGGUGGCCAAGACACAUGUGCAGAGCCUUGUGGAGUGGGUGAAAGAACACGAAGAUUACAACAGUGAGCUGCAGGAAGUUGAGAAAUGGUUGUUACAGAUGUCCAGUAGGCUUGUGACCUCAGACUCAAUGCAAACUGGAAACAUGGAGAUGGCUACUCAGCAACUUGCCCGACACAAGGCCAUAAUGGAGGAAAUAGCAAGUUUUGAGGAGCGCCUUACCAGCUUGAAGCAAAAAGGAGAAGGUCUUAUUGCCGGCUGUACAGAUCAAGCUCAAGUUCAAGCUAAGAUCAGUCAACAAGUGCAGGCCCACCUACAGGGAACAGGAGACAGCUUCUCUGCUAUCUGCAGCACUGCCCAACGUGUCUACCAGAGUCUGGACCGGGAGUUGCAGAAAUAUGUUAGUCAUCAAGAUACUCUGCAACAGUGCCAAACCUGGCUCUUGACUGUACAAGAAGAGCUUCAGCUCAAUGAUCAGGGACCAACGGGCCUACAGGAAGCUCUGAAGCAGGUGAAGCACUAUAGAGCCCUUCAGGAGCAAGCCAGCACCUAUCUGGAGCUGGUGUGUUCUGUGUGUGACCUGUCUCAUGAUGCUGUGAGAGUUGCAGCUGCUGAAGUCCAGCAGAUAAAACUCACGAUAGAGGAAAGGAUGUCUAAUGCACACGAGCUUUCAGAAAGCUGGAGAGAGAUCAAAGAUCAGAAACAGGAUCUAACAAGCUUGUUCCAGGACAUGGAGCAGCAGCUUCUCAGCCUCUCCAGGAGACCAGCAGAGCUGGAGACUAAGAUUGCUCAAAACAUGUUGUUACAAGCCAAGGACUGCUGCCAGCAAUUGCAAUCUAAACAGACUACCCUCACUAAAAUGACCGAGACUGUGAGCAGACUGAUUGGUGGCCAGGACACUUCAGAACACGCAGACCUUGAUCGUCUUAGCCAUUCCUGGCUUGAGCUCUGCCACCAGGCAAACAAGCUGCAGACCCAAAGAGAGGAGGAUCUGCAGAGAUCCAAAGAUUACCAUGUCUGCAUCACUGCAGUGGAGGAGCUGUUUGAGCAGGUGUCGAAAGAGUGGGACAAUCUGGCAAGAACGGACGCUGAAAGUUCAUCUCAGCAUUUGGAGGCAUUAAGAAAACUUGCUGUGACUCUAGAACAACAAAAAGGAGCCCUUGAAGACCUUAAAGAGCAGAAACAGAAAGUAAUCCAACACUUGAACUUAGAUGAUAAAGAACUAGUAAAAGAGCAAAUCAGUCACUUUGAACAUCGAUGGUCUCAGAUGCAACACCUAAUCGAGAGAAAAAUACAGGACUCCAUGGUGACCCUUGAGGACAUGGGUCAAGUGGAGGCUCGCCUGAGAGAGGCUCGGGAUUGGGCGGAGGAGCAGCAGCCUGCCCUGUCUGAAGCCAUGAAAAUGAGCCCGCCGCCUGAACUGGCUCAGAGUUUCCUGUUUGACCACCUGAGCAUCUGCAGUGAACUCGAGGCAAAGCAGCUCCUCCUGGCUCAGGCCAUGGCUGACGCUGACAGGGUGCUUCCACGGUUGGGUCUUAGCGAACGGCAGCAUCUGCAGCUGCUGAUUUCCGACACACAGUCAGAAGUGGAGUCUCUCAGUGUCAAAGUUGUACAGCGAAGAAAACACCUCAGCAAGGCUUUUACAGAGAGGACACAGUUCCUAAUGGCUGUCAAUCAGUCAAUUUCCUGGGUUCAGCAGAAUGAGAAGAAGACCCAGGCAGAGGAAUAUAUUGCUUUAUUACCUGAUGACCUAGCUAAGCAGGUACGAACGUGCAGGAACAUUCAAAGCAGCCUGAAAGCCUAUCAGAGCGAACUUACCUCCCUGUGGUCUCAGGGGAGAGACCUAAUGAGGGAAGCCAGCGAGGAGGAAAGGAAUGAGAUUCUUACAAAGUUGCAGGAGUUACAAAAUAUCUUUGACAGAACUCUGCACAGAUGUGGCCAGAAACUCCAGGAGCUUGAAAAAGUACUUGUCUCGAGAAAGUAUUUUAAGACUGACUUAGAGAAAAUUUGCCAAUGGUUGAAGCAAGCUGAUAUUAUCACCUUUCCUGAAAUAAACUUGAUGGUGGGAGAUGCUGAACUGCAAGCACAGCUACUCAAGUACCAACAGAUAAUCGAGCAGGCGUUUGAGUAUGAGAAUCUUCUCCUAAUUGUACAGAGAGCAGGCCAAGAGAUACUGCCCACUCUGAAUGAAGUAGAUCACUGCUAUUUGGAUGAAAAACUCAACACUCUCCCUCAACAGUACAACAGCAUACUAGCUCUAGCCAAAGAGAAGCAGGAGAAAAUCCAGCAGGCUAUUCUCACCAGGAAUGAAUAUACGUCUUUCAUAGACGUCACUCACAGAGCGCUUAAGGAACUUGAGGACCAGUUCAAUAAUUUGGGGACUCAACCCGUAGGCUUGCAAACAGAGGAGGUUGUCAAUUUGCAGAGCGAUUACAAAGCAAUUCUGGCAGAUCUCGGCAACCUGGGUCUGGCUGUAAGUGAGCUGAAUCAGAAGAAAGAGGGAUUCCGUAGCACAGGGCAACCUUGGCGCCCAGAAGAAAUGACCCUGCUUGUGAGCUUGUAUAAUGGACUGAAGAGGUUGGUUGAACAGAAAGUUGAGCAUCUGGAUGAAACUUUAGAAUCUUUCGAGGACCACAAGGCAAUGGCUAUGCAGGUUGACUCUGAGUUGAAGGCUACAAAAGAGCAGCUUGUAAAGGUGAAUGCAGAAACUCAGUCUGCCGAAGAGAGGCUGAAGAACUACCACGCUCUGGCAGGAAGCCUCCAAAGCGCCAACUCCCACUUAUCACGGCUAAUGGAGCAGAUGGACUCUCUUGCGCCCCGUGUGGACCAAGCAGCUCAUGACGCCUCUAAAGAGCAAGUGAUUUUGUGGCAGGAAGAGCUACGAUCCCUGCAGGCUGCAGUCGGCGAACUGAUUGAAGAAUGCGAGAACAGGUUUAUCCAAAGCAUAGACUUUGAGACAGAGAUGAAGAGGACUCUGGAUUGGCUGCAGCAGAUCAGGGAUGAGCUCAGCUGUGCUGUAAUUGUCGAUGUUAGAGUAGAGAAAGUGCAGGAGGAGAUCAGAAAACAGCAAAUUUUGCAGGAGGAAGUCCAGUCCAGUCUCAGAAUAGUGGCUGCUCUCAGUAGCCAAGAGAAACAGGAGUAUAUUAGUGCCAAUGAACUGGUCCCCGCACAUGUUGAUAUGAGCCUUGAAGAAAUGGCAAAACUACAAGCAGAUGUCCAAAAAGCACUGAGUGCUAAACAGAUUACUUUGGAGGAAGCCUUGGUACUGUGUCAGAAGUACCACUUCAGGAUGCAGUCAGCCUGUGAAUGGCUGGAGGACGCCGUCUCUUUCCUUCAACAAGCUAGCUUGGGAGUGGACGUUGAGAACUACGAGGAGUGUCUACGGCAGCAGGCGGACAUCAUGUCAACAGAACAGGAGUUUCUCAUCCAUCUGGAGGAGCUGCAGACCCUCCUUCCUCAGCUGGAAAACCUGGUGAACCCCACAGCUAAAGAGCAGCUAAGAGUGAGCAUGGAGUCAGCAAAGCAGAGAGGGGUAGAGGUUCGGGAUCAGCUCCAGUGUCACCAAGAUGUCCUGCACAGCUGUGUGGCCCAGUGGAAGUCAUUCCAGGAAGCAAGACAGACUGUCAUUGAGCUAAUGAAUGAGUCCGAAAAGAAGCUGACAGAGUUUUCUACAGCAAAGGCUGCCACAAACCAAGAGGCUGAAGACAAGCUAUGUAGUCAUAGGUCCUUUGUAUCACUUGUGAACGGGUUCCAAGAGAAGCUUAGUGGUUUAGAGGAACAAGCUGCUCAGCUGGAGCUGGUGGGCAGUGACGCCAGCAAGGCCACCAUCAGUCGCUCCAUGACCACCGUGUGGCAGCGUUGGACACGGCUGCGCAGCGUGGCAAGGGGACAGGAACGAGUACUUGAGGACACAGCACAGGAGUGGAGGACGUUCAGAGAAAAGAUGAUGAAAGUUAGAGCUGUCUGUGAUGAGCUCCAAAGCCGUUUCCCUGAUAGCGCUGUGGAGAAGGCUUCCAAAGCCACUCUGCAGUCCCUGUUGGAUCAGCAUGACCUGCUGAGCCAGGACCUGGAGCGAGAACUCUCGUCCCUCAUGCUGUUGCGCCAGUAUGCCCUCAGUCUGCUGCAUGAUGUGGAGGUCCCUUCACCAACAGCAGAUCAAGAUGAGCUGCCUAGCUUAAGGGAGAUCAGAGUUGUCCAAGACCAAAUGGAAAGCCUUUUAUCCCAGUCCAGGACCAAGCGAGCUCAGGCAGCUCAGGAGCUAAGGGAGAGAGAAGAAGUGGAGAAGGAGCUUGGUGUGGUGAAAGCCUGGAUCCAGGAGACCAGAGAGCUUCUUCUCAACCCUACACCAGAUAUUGAUUCUCUGUUGCAGGAACUUGAGAUUGUACAUGGGGAAGUAAUUAAUUAUCGCCAGAAUGUGGAUAAGUUAGCUGAACAACAGCAAAGCAAGUAUCUGGACCUUUACACCAUACUCCCUUCUGAAAUCUCCAUGCAACUAGCUGAGGUCUCUCUUGCACUGGGGGCUAUUGAAGAUCAGGUUCUAUGCAAAGAGAGAGAAUAUCAGAGAACUAGAGAAAUAAAGGAGGACUUCAGCUCCAGAAUCCAUGCCAUGUCAGAGAAACUGAAGACAAUCUCAAAUAAGUUCAAAGAGAAAUCUCCUGAUGUUGACCAUGCCAAAGAAGAGGUCAAGAGUCUCUUUGAAGAUUUGGACUCCUGUGGUCGCACCUUAUCGGAGCUGGAUACUUCUGUACAAGAGUUUGGCCGCAGAAACCCCCUACUGGCCAAACAGCUCAGUGAUGCAAUAAACAAAUUAUCAGAGAUGCAUCACCAUACAACUCGACUAGCAGAUUGUAGAAACAACUGGCUAAAAAAGGCUGUUUGCUAUUUAGAUGAGUAUAAUGAGAUGCUGGACUUCAUUGUGAGGUGGUCAGAGAAGGCUAAAAGCCUGGUGAGGGCCAACAUCAUCUGGAACUCCUCUGUUCACCUACAGGAGCAAAUACGGUUGUAUCAGGCUGUCUUCCGUGAGUCCCGAGAGCUUCACAGUGACCUGGAGUCUAUGGCAGAGAAAGUAGACCUUCUGUCUGAGGUGCUACAGGUUGAGUCCAUGAGCCAGGAGGUUUGUGAACUCAGUAGACACACUGAUGAGCUCCAACAAAGUAUCAAGACUCAAUUGCAGAGCCUCCAAGAUGCACACAAGAGCAUGGAAGCACUGGAGUUUGAAGUCAAAGCCCUACAUGUUGCUCUGGAGCAGGUCCAAGCCACACUGACAUCACCAGAGUUAGCACGACAGAGCCUCAAAGAACAACUUACUCAGAGACAGCGCCUACUGGCUGACAUGGAGAGCUUCAAGCAGCAGGUGCAGGCAGUGCAGCUAUGUCAGAGUGCCCUCCAGGUCCCGGAGGAAGUGAUGCCCAACCUUGCUAUCUGUCGCACAGCUCUCCGUCUGCAGCAAGAAGCUAGUCAGCUGCAACAUGUGGCGAUACAGCAAUGCAACAUACUACAGGAAGCAGUAGUUCAGUAUGAGCAAUAUGAACACGAGGUGAAAGAUCUGCAGGGACUGAUAGAGGAAGCUCAUCGGGUCAUUCAGGACCGACCAAUCCCCACCAGUAACAUUCAGGAGCUGCAAGCCCAGAUUCUGCACCAUGAGGAACUUGCUCAGCGGAUCAAGGGCUACCAGGAGCAAAUUGCUUCACUGAAUUCAAAAUGCAAAAUGCUGGCAGUGAAGGCCAAGCAUGCCACCAUGCUGCUGACUGUGAGUGAUGUAGAAGGACUUCCUGAGGGGCUGGAGGAAAUGGAUGAAGAACAAUCCAGGAAAUCUUCAGGACAAUCUAUCAUUAUGACAGCUGGUCGUUGUCACACUCUGUUAUCACCUGUUACUGAAGAGUCUGGGGAGGAGGGCACCAACAGUGAGGUGUCCUCCUCUCCUUUGUGUUGCUCUCCUUCUCCUGUCGCUCACACUGAAGGCCCUAUCACCAAGAUUGGACGUGGAACCCUCACAAGAGCUCCAGUUCAGGAAUUAUAUGAUCCAACAUUUGAGUCUGUGGCAAACCUAGAUGACCUACAGCGCUCAUGGGAGACUUUAAAGAACGUGAUAAGUGAGAAGCAGAGAUCCUUGUAUGAAGCUUUGGAAAAACAGCAGCAUUACCAAGGUUCGCUCCAGUCGAUCUCCUCUAAAAUGGAAACAUUGGAGUCCAAGCUCAUUGAACCUUUGGAGGCAGACAAAAGCCCAGAUAGCCACAUGAAGGCACAUGAGGAUCUCAUCCAGGAGAUUCAGAGUGUCCAGGGAGAUAUUGAUAGACUGCAGGCAGGCUUCACAGAGGACAUUGCUGCUGAUGCUGUGGACUCGGAUUUGGCUGACCACCUUGCCAUGCAGUCUUCACUCACUGUGUUGGCUGAGAGGAUGGCCACCAUCCGUAUGAAAGCUUCAGGAAAGCAACAACUACUGGAGGAGCAUGCCACUGACAGUCUGGAGGUUCAGCAUCAGGAACAAGCUUUAGAGACCUAUCACACGGAGGCAGAUGAACUUGAUCAGUGGCUGUCAAGAAUGCACGGUGCUGCAAUGUGCAUCAUUAACACUAGACCUGCAGAGGAGACGGAUGAAAAGCAUCAGUUCACAGAAUGCCAGAACAUGCUGCUGGAGAUUGAAGAAAAAGUGCUGGCCCUCACAGAGCUGUCAGUGCGCAGCGAGAACCUGCUGCGGGAGGGCCGAACAGAGACCAGAGCAGAGGCUGAGCAGUUGGCUGCAAGGUUACGCACGUUAAAGGGUGGUUUACUAGAGCUACAGAGAAUGCUACAAGACAAACAGCUUAACAUCCAGGGUUCUCUGCAAGAGCCAGAAGAUAGUGAAUCAGACUCCAGUCUCUCUUCGAGUCCCAGUGUGCAGGACUGGCUGGCCCAGGCACGGACCACACGGACACAACAUCAUGAAGACAGUCUGCAGAGACAGAAGGAGCUGGAGGAGCAGCUUGCAGAGCAGAAAAAGUUGCUUCAGUCAGUUGCUAGCAGAGGGGAGGAAAUUCUCAUCCAGCAGGCAUCACCCAGUAGUGCCAGCACAACAGAACCAUUCUCACCUGCAGCUUUGUCUGAGAGCAGGCAAGACCAGAUGAGGCAGAGAUGGGAAAGCCUCAGACUUGAGCUCAAAACAAAAUUGCAGCUUUUACAAAAAACCCUGGAUCAGGACCAAAAGCAGCCGGUGUUUUCUAGAGCUACUCGUGUAACAUCAGGAGGGCCACUGUUUAAAGGAGACAUCGAACCUGAUAACCCCUCUCUGAAAACUCUUUAUGACAGCUUCAGACAGACAGUUGAAGACAUGACCACUCAGUCUGGUGGGGGAGGUGAAACACAGGUGGUUCAGAUGGAGCAACAGCUCUUCACGGCUGUGUCAACCACGUCCUCCUGGCUGGAUGGUGUUGAGAAUAACGUCUUCUCUGGAUCAGUGCUCAUGGCUGAAAAUGCAGAGACCCAGUUACAGAAUCAAGAGAUCCUGGAAAAUGAUGUGAGACACGUGACAGAAGAGGUAAAGCUCAGCCAGGCUCUACUAGUUGGUUCUUCAGGGUUGAAACAUGAAGACCGAGCGCUGCUGGAAGACAAUCUGGACUGCCUCAAAGAGAGAUUAGGAACUCUUGGUAGUGCUCUGGGUCAACGGCUUGAUUACAUGAGGACCAGAACACAUGAGCUCACUGCCUACCAGACUGAGCUGCAGCUUCUCCAAACUGCUUUAAUUGAGACCAAAUGCCAGAUCCUUCAAGCCCUCGCUGGAGCAAUGGAUCAACCAGCUUCAAGACAAAUGGAGGUCAUUGCCAGUGCAGAAGAUACCUUAAAAGACUUGGAGCAGAGAAUCAUAGAGUUCAAAACCAGAGGAGCAGGACUGCAGACAGAUCAGAUUUCAGCAAACAAAUUGUUUAAACUCCAGGAUUCAUAUGAGGAGCUACUGAUGACAGUGGGUUCGAGACGCAGUGGACUGAACCAAAACAUUGCUCUGAAGGAGCAGUAUGAGCGUGCUCUGCAGGACUUGACUGACCUUGUUGACACAGCUAAAGACAAAAUGGCGGCUGAUCAGAGAAUUGUUGCGAGCUCUGUGCAGGAGGUUCAAAAUCAUCUUGACAAGCAUAAGGAGUUUUUCCAGGGUCUAGAAUCCCACAUGAUCCUAACAGAAACAUACUUUAGAAAGAUCAGUUGCCUGAUGCUUCCCAAAGAAAACCAGACCUUGGAGGAAACGCUUGCUGAGGCUCGGAGUGUCUUGAAAGAAGCACACAGUAAAGGAGUUGAACUGGAAAGUAUCCUGGAGACUUGGUGCCAUUUAGUGCAGGACUACCAGAAUCUAAACCGGCAACUAGAAGCAGUUGAAGGAAGUAUUCCCUCUGUUGGCCUUGUGGAAGAAACUGAAGACAGAUUAAUGGACAGAAUCUCGUUGUAUCAGGGUCUAAAGGGGAGACUGACAGAGCACCAGCACAAGCUCCACCAGGUGCUGGAUGAUGGGAGACAGCUGUCACAGUCAGUUUCCUGUCCCGCACUGGAGAAUCAGCUGGCACUGUUAGGGGAACACUGGCUUAGCAACACAGCCAAGGUCAACAAGGAACUGCAACGCCUAGAGGCAAUCUUAAAACACUGGACCAGGUAUCAAAAGGAGUGUAUGGAGAUUAGCGAGUGGCUUCAAUCUGCUCUGGAGCGUCUGGAGUUUUGGAGUUCGCAGGCCAUGUUAGUCCCACAGGAGCUGGAAACCGUCAGGGACCAUCUAGCUGCUUUUCUUGAGUUUUCAAAAGAGGUGGAAGGAAAGUCAAGCCUUAAGAGCUCAGUAGUCUCAGAGGGAAACCAGCUGCUGCGACUAAAGAAAGUGGACACAGUGGCGCUGCGUUCUGAUUUGGCUCGCAUUGACAGUCAGUGGGCUGAGCUUCUCACACGCAUCCCAGUGGUUCAGGAGAAACUGCAUCAGAUCCAGAUGGAGAAGUUGGCCUCCCGUCAUGCCAUUUCUGAGCUAUGUAACUGGAUAUCACUGAUGGAGAGUGUGAUUGAGGAGGAUGAAGAAAACCUCAAGAGUGCUGUUGGAUCAAAUGUGAUUCAAGACUACUUGCAAAAAUAUAAGGGAUUCCGAGUAGAUUUAAGCUGUAAGCAGCUGACUGUGGACUUUGUCAACCAGUCAGUUCUACAGAUCGGUGGUCAGGAUGUUGAGAGCAAGCGCAGCGACAAAACCGACUUUGCUGAGCGUCUGGGAGCCAUGAACCGACGCUGGCAGAUCCUACAAGGCUGCAUCAAUGAGAAGAUCCAGUUCCUUGAGAACCUUUUAAAGAUGUGGCUGGAGUAUGAGAGCAGCGUUCAGAUCCUCAAGUCCUGGAUGACAUUUCAAGAAGAACGGUUAAAGAGGAAACACCGAAUAGAAGAUUUGACCUCUGUGCAGAAUGCUCUCAAAGACUGCCAGGAAAUGGAAGAGCUGCUGAAAGAAAAAGAGAAAGAACUGGAAAGAGUAGAGGAACAGGGCUGUGCUCUUGUCCAGAACAAGACAGAUGAGGCCUGUGCUAUCGUCAUGGAGACCCUCCAAAGUGUCAAUCACACCUGGGCCAAUCUGGACCACUUGAUAGGACAACUUAAGAUUAGCCUGACUUCAGUGCUGGAUCAGUGGACUCUAUACAAACGGGCUUCAGAGGAAAUCAAUGGCUAUCUGAUGGAAGGAAGAUACUCUGUAUCCCGUUUCCGCCUCCUUACGGGCUCCCUGGAGGCUGUUCAGCUGCAAGUGCAAAGUUUGCAGGAUCUGCAAGAAGAACUGGAGAAACAGGAAAGCAGUCUGAGAAAGUUUGGUGCUGUGACGCACCAACUUCUCAGGGAGUGUCACCCCUCAGUGUCAGAUUCCCUCAACAAUGCCCUCAAGGAUCUCAAUGCAAGAUGGACUGGCCUACUGGAGGAGAUAGCAGAGCGUCUUAAGAGCAGUAAAGCCCUCCUUCAGCUAUGGCAGCGCUACAAAGAACUUCAUGAGCAAAGCUGUAGCAGCAUUCAACUUCAAGAGGAAAAAGCAGACCAGCUCCUGAAGAGCACCUGCAGAAAGGACAUUGCUGAUGAGGAGGUUUCCAACUGGAUCCGAGAAUGCAGUGAGUUGCUGCGAUCACAAGUCCCAGUGCAGUCCUCCCUUCAGAUUCUCCAAGAACUGGGAGAGCAGCUUAAACAGCAGGUGGACACCUCAGCAGCAUCUGCCAUCCAGUCAGACUACCUCUCUCUCGCCCAGCGCCUGGCAGGGGUGGAACAGGUCCUCAACAGACAGCUCACCGCCUUGCAGACAGGAGUUCAGGACUAUGAAACCUUUAAUAAACAACUGGAAUCUUUGGACUGCUGGUUAGUUGAAGCUGAGGAGGCUUUGAGAGCACAAGAUCCCAACGGCUGCACUGACCUGACAGACAUCCAGGACCGCAUGGAGGAGCUCAAGAAGCUCAUGCUAAAAUUUAGCAGCAUGACCCCUGAGUUAGAGCAUCUUAAUGAGCUUGGUUAUCGGCUCCCUCUCAAUGAUUCGGAGAUCAAACGCAUGCAGAACAUCAAUAGAAGCUGGUCAACAGCUUCAGCACAGACCACAGAGAGAUUCAGCAAGCUUCAGUCAUUCCUGCUGCAGCAGCAGACCUUCCUUGAAAAAUGUGAAACAUGGAUGGACUUCCUGCUACAAACAGAAGAAAACCUGGCUGUGGAAAUUUCCGGGAACUAUCAGAGCUUAAUAGAUCAGCAAAAAGCCCAUGAGUUAUUCCAAGCUGAAAUGUUCAGCCGCCAGCAGAUCCUCCACUCUAUCAUCAGUGAUGGACAGAGGAUGUUGGAGCAAGGUCAAGUAGAUGACAGAGAUGAGUUCAACAUGAAGCUGACUCUCCUGAGUAACCAGUGGCAGGGCGUGGUGCGACGUGCUCAGCAGAGGCGGGGGAUCAUCGAUGGUCUCAUUCGUCAGUGGCAACGUUACAGAGAAAUGGUGGAGAAGCUGCGCAAAUGGCUUUUGGAGGUCUCCCAUCCUGUAGAGGUGCUUCAGGCAGGAAAUACAAUUCCUCUACAACAAGCUCGCUCCAUGCUUGAUGCUGUCCAGCUGAUGGAAAAGGUGCUGCAGCGUCAGCAGGGCAGCUACAUCUUGACGAUAGAGGCUGGUAGGCAACUACUCCUGUCAGCAGAUGGCCGAGCAGAGGUGACCCUGCAGACAGAGCUGACAGAUAUCCAGGACAGAUGGAAACAAGCCAGCACGUGCCUAGAAGAACAGAAGAAAGAGCUGAGCUUACUUCUAAAGGACUGGGAAAGGUGUGAGAGGGGGAUUGGAGGAUCACUUGAAAAACUCCGAGCCUUUAAACGGCAGCUUUCUCAACCUCUUCCUGAUCACCACGAAGAUCUCCAAGCUGAGCAGAUGCGCUGCAAGGAUUUAGAGAACACAUUUGAAGGCUGGACAGGAGAUUUGGCUCAUCUGACUCUGCUGAGAGAGUCUUUGUCUUGUUAUAUCACCGCAGAGGAUCUUUCUGUUCUGCAGGAGCGUAUUGAACUUCUGCAUCGACAAUGGGAUGAAAUCUGCCACCAACUUUCCCUGCGCAGGCAGCAGGUGAGCGAGAAGCUGAAUGAGUGGACUGUUUUCACCGAGAAGUACAAGGAGCUCUGUGAGUGGCUCACCAACAUGGAGAGCAAGGUGGCCCAAAAUGGAGACAUCAGCAUUGAGGAGAUGAUUGAAAAGCUCCGCAAGGAUUACCAGGAGGAGAUCACAGUUGCAGAGGAUAAUAAGCGGCAUUUACAUCAGCUUGGAGAGCGCCUGGCCAAGGCCAGUCAUCAGACCAAAGCCAUUGAAAUCGAACAGAAACUCAACAAUGUCAGCAACCGCUGGCAACAUCUCUUGGAUCUCAUUGGAGCUAGAGUGAAGAAGCUGAAGGAAACUUUGGUCGCUGUGCAGCAGCUGGAUAAAAACAUGAGCAGCCUGCGCUCUUGGCUCGCCCACAUUGAGGCAGAGCUGUCUAAACCCAUUGCCUAUGACUCCUGUGACUUCCAAGAGAUUCAAAGGAAGCUCGAUCAGCAGCAGGAGCUUCAGCGUGAUAUAGAGAAGCACAGUACCGGAGUUGCAUCAGUGCUGAAUUUAUGUGAGGUACUCCUGCAUGACUGUGAUGCUUGUGCCACUGAUGCGGAGUGCGACUCAAUCCAUCAGGCAACACGUAGCCUUGAUCGCCGCUGGAGGAGCAUCUGUGCCUUGUCCAUGGAGAGGAGACUAAGGAUUGAGGAGACGUGGCGUUUAUGGCAGAAAUUUCUAGAAGACUUUGCUCGUUUUGAGGAGUGGUUGGCCACUUCAGAGAAAACUGCAGCUUUGCCCAACUCAUCUGGUGUGCUGUACACAGUAGCCAAGGAGGAACUGAAGAAAUUUGAGACCUUCCAGAGACAAGUUCAUGAAAGCCUGACCCAGCUGGAAAUAAUCAACAAGCAAUAUCGCCGCCUAGCGAGAGAAAACCGCACCGAUGCCUCGUGUCGUCUGAGGGAAAUGGCUCACGAUGCUAACCAGCGAUGGGACAACCUGCAGAAAAGGGUGGCAUCCAUCCUUCGCAGGCUAAAGCACUUUAUAAUGCAGAGAGAGGAGUUUGAAACGGCGAGAGAUGGCAUCUUAGUUUGGUUAACAGAGAUGGACCUUCAGCUUACCAACAUUGAGCACUUCUCAGAGUGCGACAUUCAAGCUAAGAUCAAACAACUCAGGUCGUUCCAGCAGGAGAUUUCUCUGACAACAGCCAAGAUUGAGCACAUCUUCCACCAGGGGGAGGCACUGAUAGAGAAAAGCGAGCCCCUGGAUGCAGCUGUCAUAGAGGAAGAACUGGAAGAGCUUCAGCGCUACUGUCAGGAAGUGUUUGGGCGAGUCAAGCGCUACUACAAAAAGCUAAUUCGUCUUCCACUUGCAGAUGAUGAUACUGAAGUGUCAUUCUCGGAUCGUGAGCUUGAGCUGGACGAAUCUGGAGAUUUGUCCAGCCUACCAUGGAAUGAACGUUUGGGGGAUGGUUUCCUUUCCCCUCUGCCCUCCUCUGGGCGCUCAGCCUCCCUGGCAGCUCAGUUUCGGGCCGAACCCUCUGGCAGGGACACACCUGCAAGUGUGGACUCCAUCCCCCUUGAGUGGGACCAUGACUAUGACCUGAGCCGUGGCCUUGAGAGUGCCAGCAGAGUCCUCAGAGAGCAACAGAGUGAAGAGGGUGACUUUCUACAGCGCCCGGCCUCUGGCUUGUCAGAUGUAAUGAUUCCAGAGAGCCCUGAGGCCUAUGUUAAACUAACAGAACAAACACUGAGGUCCUCCACUGGAGCGGCUGCCUCAGCAGAUUCUCAUAUGCAUCCUCUUGAUGUCAGUCGUUCCCACCUGCAGCAAAUGGACAACAGUCGCAGCCGCACUCCUUUAAGCACAGAAGCUGAUGCAUCAUAUAUGGGCUACAUGCGACUGUUGGGGGAAUGUCGCGGCAGCAUUGACACAGUGAAGAGGAUGGGCUGUGAGCUGAAAGAUGAAGAGGAUACUGUGUCUGGACUGGCAGAUCCUAGUAGUUCAGAGUCUCAGACAUCAGGUGUGAUUGAGCGCUGGGAGCUCAUGCAGGCUCAGGAUCUCAGUAAAGAAAUGCGCUCCAAGCAGAACCAGCAACAGUGGCAGCAGCUGAACUCUGAUUUAAACAAUAUUUGGAUUUGGCUGGGAGAAACAGAGGAAGAGCUGGAGCAGCAGCGAAAACUGGACGUCAGCACAGGCAUCCAGAUAAUUGAACUACGCAUCAAAAAACUCAAGGAGCUGCAAAAGGCGUAUGACAAGCGCAAGCCUAUAUUACUUUCCGUCAACUUGUGCAGUGCAGAGUUUCUGCAGUCAGACACAGAGGAGUCCAGAGAGCUGCAGGCCAAACUGAAAGACAUGAACAACAGCUGGGACAAACUGGGCAGCUCUUUGGAUGGAUGGAGGACGUCCCUACAAGAAGCUCUAAUGCAAUGUCAAGACUUUCAUGAAAUGAGCCAUGGUUUGCUCCUCUGGUUGGAAAAUAUUGAUCGCAGAAGGAAUGAGAUAGUCCCUAUUGACCCAAUCCAGGACAGUGAUACUCUUCAUGAACAUCAUAAGACACUCACGCAAAUCCGCCAGGAGUUAUUGGACUCCCAGCUUAAAGUCGCAUCACUACAAGACAUGUCUCUCCAGUUGCUGGUCAACUCUCAGGGCAGUGAGUGCCUGGAGGCCAAGGAGAAGGUUCAUGUCAUUGGGAACCGCCUCAAACUGCUGCUAAAAGAAGUGACCCGAGACCUCAGAGAACUCUCUAAAACUCUGGACAUUACAAGCAGCCAACAGGAUUUGUCUUCUUGGUCGUCUGCUGAUGAGUUGGACACGUCUGGCUCCCUCAGUCCAGUAUCAGGAAGGAGUACACCGAGUCGGUCACGAUCGCAACGGGGCAAAUGUAGUCUGUCACAGCCUGGACCGUCUGUGAGCAGUCCACACCACAGGUCUCGCAGCGUCGUUGGAUCCGCUUCCUGCCGUUCUGAUCUGGACUUAGAAACAGCUCGUAGAUCCUCAUUCUGGUGCCGCGUCCUCUGGUUUGCGCUGCCUUUCCAGCUUCUCCUGCUCCUGUUGGUGGUCCUCGCCUUCCUGUUGCCGCUGGCAGAGGAGGACUACUGCGCUCAGUCCAACAACUUUGCUCAUUCUUUUUACCCAAUGCUCAGCUACACGAACGGGCCUCCUCCCGUGUAGGUGAGCUACAAGAAUUUCCUGCUUCCCCAAUUUGGCUUCCAUGGGACGGGAAUGAGAAUUGUGCUCAUCUGGUGAGCAAAAUCUAGCCUAAUGCUUUGUAAAUUCAAGACUUAUUUUGGUUUAGCUCAGAGUGGACAUCUGCUGGACGAAUUUACGGGUCCUUCAUAUAUUUUUUUCUGAAGAAGACUGUCAGUAGAAAGCACCAAAGUUAAAAGCUGAAAGAUUGCCUCGGACAAAAAAAAGGAACAUUAAACAGCGUCACUGCAUUUUGUUUAACCUGUAUUUGGGCAUGUGGUUUUAAUAUUUACUUUCAUUUAUUACAUUUAUGAUUGUGUCUGUGGUAAACUGUUCAUUUUAACUUGAACUGCAUACAUUUAUGUACGUGUGUCAAGCCAGGUCAAGCGUUUUAUUAUCAGAUACAAACUAAUAUCAGCCAUCCAUGGUGUUUUUACAUUCUGCUUUUUAUUUUUUCAAAUGAUCUGAUAUAUUAAAGAUUUAAACUUAUGACACAUAAAACUAUUGUAUAUUUUGUAUGACUGUUGGUUGAGUAUAAAAUAUAUAAAAGUGCAGAACUAUUUAACAUGUGUACAUAGUGCAGAAGAUUACCACAAAAUAAUUAUGUUUAUGCAACUAUGAACAAUAAUGAAUGCCAAAUCCUCA